Rotaria socialis is the source of this 1101-nucleotide messenger RNA. The record is from the annotation of a GenBank genome assembly. Lineage: Eukaryota; Metazoa; Rotifera; Eurotatoria; Philodinida; Philodinidae.
AUGGCUUCAAAAAAUUGUAUGCAAUGUUCAUUGUGCACAUAUUACGGGUGUACGGAUACGUUUUUCACAGAAGAACAGCCUGAUCAUGAUAAAAGUGAGAUACAUAGGAGCUCUAUGAAGAAGAUAUUAGAAGAAGUGCAACGUGUUCACGAGGACGCUAUUAUUCAAGAAACAAUCAAUCCCGGAGAAAAUUCUGGUAGUAUCUCUCUAAAACUUGAUCAUGUUAAAUUCAUGUUGGCAAUAAUUCAUACGAUAACUGAGGAUAUGCCAAAAUCAAAUGAAAGUAUGAGUGUUUUAGAUCGUUUGCCUACAUUAAAUCCGAAUCUUAGCUCAACUAGUUCUUUGGUGAGAAACUCAAUUAUAGAAGAGGACCGAAAUUUGACCCCUGCUUCCAAUCGCCAAUUACUUCAAGAGCAAAAACAGCUCAAUGAAGCGAGUGUCAAUUUGCUUUUGUCUCGAAUUGUUUCACCGCCUGACUGCAGCGAUGCAAACAAUGGCAUACAACAAAAUGAACAACAUACAAAUGCAUCAUCGGCUACACCAUCUAAUGAUGUUGAAGCUCAUCUAACUCAGCUUAAGCUGCUUAAAUGUCAAUUAGAUGAAAAGCCGGUUUCAACAGAUGGUACUCUCGUUUGGCAUAUUGAUAAAUUAACGGAGAAAAUUCGAAAUGCCACAUCUCUGACAAAGUUAUUUAUCAAUUCAUAUUCGUUUAAAACACCUAUGAACGAUCUUAGUUUCUUUGCUCGUCUUUAUUUGAAUGGAAAAAGGGACCAUAAGAAUAUAUCAUUUCAUGUGCAUCUGAAUUUUCCAGUUACAAGCACUUUUAGUGGUAAUGUGAAAUUCAUUUUAGUGGAUCAAAGUAAUAGCCCUCCGUUAGAACAUAUUAUGCAAUCUUGCCAAGGACAAAUGAAUUUUACGAAUGAUUCUAUUGGUCUUGAUAAUUUUAUUGAUAAACAACAUCUUCAUCAAGCAUCGAGUCGAUAUAUUCGGGAUGAUGCAGCUGAUUUUAUUGUUCUUAUUCAACAAACAAAUGAAGAAAAAUUUUCACACUAUCCACCAAAUAUUCAACAAGCAUUACUUCAAUAUCAAUCAAUAACUUGA